This is a messenger RNA of Gorilla gorilla gorilla (western lowland gorilla), 2653 nucleotides long. RefSeq names its product armadillo repeat containing 10 (gene ARMC10). The transcript has 7 exons. Gene Ontology annotation, cellular component: mitochondrion. NCBI's taxonomy places the organism in Eukaryota, Metazoa, Chordata, Mammalia, Primates, Hominidae. The record is from RefSeq and is a predicted model, not a curated record. The coding region runs from base 407 to 1438 and encodes 343 amino acids. Gene Ontology annotation, biological process: negative regulation of intrinsic apoptotic signaling pathway by p53 class mediator.
GGGCUGGGCGUGGCACCGCCCCGCGCUCCGCUGCCAGGGGCAUGAGGGAGGAAUGGUUGCUUCACGCCCCGGGGGAAGAGACGGGAAGCUCGGCUCUGGGUUGCGGACCCCGGCGUCUCCGCGUGGGGCGCACCGUCCGAGCCGCCCCUCCCGGUGUGCGGCGCCCCGCACCGCCCCGCCUCGCCUGGGAGAAGCCGCCGGGACGCGCCGGGCUGGAGUGGGCGGUUAUAGGCUUUGAGCUAGGCCGUUUCCGGGAGGCGGAGCUCAGACCCCAUUUCCUUUCUCCACGUCCAGGUCAGGUGGCGUUUGCUGUGGCGGCUAGGCCCGCGUGCGCUGGAGACCUCCGCGCUGGCCCCCGCGAGCCUCCUGCCCUGGCCCGGCGCUGCGGCUCUGCCGCGGCGGCAGCAUGGGUGGCCCCCGGGGCGCGGGCUGGGUGGCGGCGGGCCUGCUGCUCGGCGCGGGCGCCUGCUACUGCAUUUACAGGCUGACCCGGGGUCGGCGGCGGGGCGACCGCGAGCUCGGGAUACGCUCUUCGAAGUCCGCAGGUGCCCUGGAAGAAGGGACGUCAGAGGGUCAGUUGUGCAGGCGCUCGGCCCGGCCUCAGAGGGGAGGUACCUGGGAGUCACAGUGGUCCAAGACCUCGCAGCCUGAAGACUUAACUGAUGGUUCAUAUGAUGAUGUUCUAAAUGCUGAACAACUUCAGAAACUCCUUUACCUGCUGGAGUCAACUGAGGAUCCUGUAAUUAUUGAAAGAGCUUUGAUUACUUUGGGUAACAAUGCAGCCUUUUCAGUUAACCAAGCUAUUAUUCGUGAAUUGGGUGGUAUUCCAAUUGUUGCGAACAAAAUCAACCAUUCCAACCAGAGUAUUAAAGAGAAAGCUUUAAAUGCACUAAAUAACCUGAGUGUGAAUGUUGAAAAUCAAAUCAAGAUAAAGAUAUACAUCAGUCAAGUAUGUGAGGAUGUCUUCUCUGGUCCUCUGAACUCUGCUGUGCAGCUGGCCGGACUGAGAUUGUUGACAAACAUGACUGUUACCAAUGACCACCAGCACAUGCUUCACAGUUACAUUACAGACCUGUUCCAGGUGUUACUUACUGGAAAUGGAAACACAAAGGUGCAAGUUUUGAAACUGCUUUUGAAUUUGUCUGAAAAUCCAGCCAUGACAGAAGGACUUCUCCGUGCCCAAGUGGAUUCAUCAUUCCUUUCCCUUUAUGACAGCCACGUAGCAAAGGAGAUUCUUCUUCGAGUACUUACACUAUUUCAGAAUAUAAAGAACUGCCUCAAAAUAGAAGGCCAUUUAGCUGUGCAGCCUACUUUCACUGAAGGUUCAUUGUUUUUCCUGUUACAUGGAGAAGAAUGUGCCCAGAAAAUAAGAGCUUUAGCUGAUCACCAUGAUGCAGAGGUGAAGGAAAAGGUUGUAACAAUAAUACCCAAAAUCUGAUUGGUCAUAUUUUUCCAAAGAGUAAUGCAGUCUGGAUAUAAACGUAUUUUCUGUCUUCCUUAUAAGGGGAUUCUCCCAGCUGCUGAAUUUAAACAGUAAAUAUCACAUUUUGUCAUUAACACAGCUAUAACUUGCCGUGGUUCUCAGAUUUAUUUUGGACUAUUUUGAUGCCAAGUGAGUAUAAGAGCUUGUACUGAAACCAUUUAUUUCUUUCUAUUUUGCUAUUUGCAAAUGCUUGUUAUCUUCCCUACAUGAAGUGGCAGUAACCUUUUUCACAUUUAAGCUACCCUUCUACCUUUUGAAGUGAUUUGCAGUUACUCAUCUGAGACAGCAUCAGUAUUUGACUAAAUCAUUGUUUCACAACUGAAUAGUCUUGUUCUUUUAGUAGCAAUGAAAUCCUAAGCUCUUGAGGCCAUUCACCUGCCAACCUGACCAUACUGCUUUCAAAAGUCUUUUCUCAUCAGUAGAAUCUAUUUUGGUCACUUCUAGUCAAUGAAAAAUGUAAACUUUUAGGAGAGAAUGUUUCCUAGGACUCACCCACUCCAUUCAAUGUUACAUAUAAAAUAGUGUGAUCAAUCACAAUGUCCAUCUUUAGACAGUUGGUUAAAUAAAUUAUCUGGUCUUUGAAAAGACCGUGCUGGGCGCGGUGGCUCUUGCCUGUAAUCCCAGCACUUUGGGAGUCUGAGGCGGGCAGAUCACCUGAGAUCGGGAGUUUGAGACCAAGCCUGACCAAUAUGGAGAGACCCUGUCUCUACUAAGAAUACAAAAUUUGGUAUUACAUGGUGGUGCAUGCCUGUAAUCCCAGCUACUUGGGAGGCUGAGGCAGGAGAAUUGCUUGAACCCGGGAGGCAGAGGUUGCAGUGAGCUGAGAUAGCGCCAUUGCACUCCAGCCUGGGCAAUAAGAGCAAAACUCUGUCUCAAAAAAAAAAAAAAAAAAAUGAUGGAGCUCCGAAUGUGCUUAAGUGGAAAGAUACCUAUGAAAUAUGGUGGUUUUUUAAAACACAAAAAUUAUAGAAUAUGGGAUCCUGUGUGUGUGUGUGUGUGUGUGUUUGAAUGAAAAAUGCUUAUGUAUUGACAGAACACUUCUAGAAUGAUACCCAAACUCCUGGAGUGGGAGUGGGGAAUGCCUUCUACGUACACACUGUUCUACUGUUUGAAUUUUUUACUAUGAGCCCAAAUUGUAUAAUCUUUUUUUAAUAAAGGGGAGAAAAAUCA